AUGAGUUCUUCAAUCGAACAACUCCUUGCAAGUCUUCACAGAGGUGACCAAUCAGAAGCUUUAUUAGAGAAGGCUGCCGCAAACAUUGCUGAGCUCUCUAAACACAAUGAACUUUACGAACUUCCUUUCGGAGUUUUCCAAAAAAUCAUUGCAAAGACAUCAAUCAUGCCAGUAUUUACAAUCAACAAGAUCCUUACAGCUGCUUUAAUGUCAUACAAAUCUCUUGCUUACUGUUUAAUUCCUCUCAUAAACUGUGGUCAUAUUGGACAACACCAAGCAAUGAUGGCUCUUGCAUCCCUCAGCGAUGCACCUUUACUCCAUGAAAUCUGUACACAGCAAGCCGCCCCACCACCACCAAAGCCUACCUCUCCUUCAAAAGAUGAAGUUCGCCGUGCUCCUAUUCUCAAGAACUCAGCCAAUGUUCAGGAGAUCGCUAAGCGUGCUGAACAGAAACUCAGUUUCAUCCAUUACUGCGAAGUUGGAAAGGUAGAAAUCAUCAAAGACUUGUUAUCUAAGAAUCCAGGUCUUAUUAACGAACGUAAUGACUACGGUGAUUAUCCAAUCCACAAGGCUGUCUGGAAUGACCACCCAGAUGUUGUCAAAGUCCUUCUUGACUACAAAUCAGAUCCAAAUGCUAUGGAUAACAAUAAAUCUACACCGCUUAUCAAAGCAUGCGCUAGAACUAGCUAUAGUUGCGCUAAAAUGUUGCUCGAUGCCGGUGCAGAUCCAGAUCAUAUCUCAAAACUCGGAUCUUCUGCACUUCUCAUUGCCGUUAGCAAAGGAGCUACAAAGAUCGUCAAGGAACUUCUCGAUCACAAUGCAAAUCCUGACGUAAUGGGUAAAUAUCAGGAUACAGCACUUCACAUCGCUGCUCAACAUGGUUUUACUGACAUUGCUCAGCUUCUUGUUGAUGCUGGUGCAAACGUAUUGUUAAAGAACAACCGUAAUCAGCUUGCUGUUGAUCUUGCCUCAAAACAGGCAAUUAAAGACAUGCUGCAAGAAUAA
Molecule: messenger RNA, 1005 nt
Organism: Trichomonas vaginalis G3
Lineage: Eukaryota; Parabasalia; Trichomonadida; Trichomonadidae
Product: protein ubiquitination
Exons: 1
Coding region: 1-1005 (334 amino acids)
Cellular component (GO): cytoplasm; nucleus
Molecular function (GO): protein binding
Source: RefSeq, a predicted model, not a curated record